AUGACGAGCGAUACGAUUCGACGAACCCUCGACAAGUUACUACUCGACAAGGAUGGCGGUAGUGGAAGUGAGAAUGAGGCGAGAGCAUUCUUCCUCUCACAGAUUAUUGAUCAGUUGAAGUUGAUUAGUUCGCAGACCGAUGCAGAACGCCAACUCAAGAAACUUCAACUGCUCGACUCCAACGACAAUCUGGUCCAUCAAGCUCCGCCCACUCCGCCCCCACCGCCUCCGCCCCCUCCAAUUAUGCAAAUGAAAGCCCCACCCCCACCACCACCACCACUUGGGAUGAUCCCACCGCCACCACCAUUACUAAAGAAAGUUGCAAAAUCUGGCGUGCCGUCGGCGCUUCCAGCACCGAAAUCGAGAGCCGAAUGUCCGACAUCGUUCAUCCCGAAGAAAGAGAAAAAAACGAAGACUCGGACGGUGCAGUGGUCGAAAAUCAAUGCGAAUACGGUACAGGAUGACAGUGUGUGGGGGAAACUAGCCAAAGCGUCAGAUGUUGACAUUGAUUUUGAUCUACUUGAUAACUUCUUUGGAAUCGAGUCGCUGGUCGCACAAGGAGCGUCGGAGAUUGUGAAGAAGAAGUCCUCGCGGAAAGAUGCAACUGUCGAGCUACUUACCCCAAAACGUAGUCAGAACGUGGCAAUUAUGUUGAAACAAUUCAAGAAUGUUGAUGAAUUCAUAGAAAAUAUUUACUCGAAUAAACCGGUCGCUGAAAUCGAUGCUCUGCAGAAUUUAUUCGGAAUCUUGCCGCCAAGUGAGGAGGAAGAAGCGCUGAAACGUUACACUGGAGACAUCUCCUUACUCUCACCUCCUUCUUCAUUUGUCUAUCGACUGGUGCAAAUCCCAUUCUAUCGAUUACGAAUAGAAACCCAAAUCUUCCUCGGUGAUUUCUCCCGGUUAAUGCGUGAGCUAGCUCCAAAUGUGGAAGUGCUAAUCAGUGCUAGCAAAGAAAUCCUCUCGUCUCCAACUCUUCCACGUCUCUUGCUGAUUCUGGUGAAUAUGGGAAACUAUUUGAAUAGUAACAAUGCUCAAGGAAAUGCAUUCGGUUUCACGUUGAAUUCAAUGUGGAAAUUGAUCGAUUUGAAGGGCAACAAGCAGGAGUUCUCGUUGUUGAACUUGUUGGUGACGUGUGAACCGGAUCUCGUCUCGAGUCUCCAAUCGGAACUGUCCUCCCUAAAAGACGCCUCCCAAAUCAGUUUCGACGAGAUCAAGAAUUCACUGAAAACCCUCAAAGAUAGCAGAUCAAAACUUGAAAAGCAGUUGGAAAAAGUGUCAGAAGACGAUCAAUUUCAACAAUUCCUCGAGUUGAUAAAAAUCGAUUGCAGUUUCGAAUUGAAAGAAUUCGAGGCGAAAUACGAUUUGCUGUGUGAUCUACAACACCAACUGGCCAACUAUUUCUGCGAGAAUCGCCACACUUUUCAGCUGGACGAAUGUCUGAAAAUAUUCACAUUUUUGUUGAAUAGACUGCAUCAGACUUUAAAGGAACAUGUCUCCAGAGAGAAUCGGAAGCAGAGGAAAGAGGAGAAGAGAGUGGAGACGCAGAUAGAGGAGAAAAAGGAGAAAAAAUCAAUCAAUAAUCCUGAUCUGUUUGAAGCAUUAAAUGGGACGUCUAGUGAUGCCAGUGAAGUCACCCGAAAACGUGUCAGCGACAUUCUCGACGUCCGCCACAAGCUAGGAAACGUGCGAAUCCGAAAACUCCGGGAUGUGACCACUGCGGAGACUUUCACGGCCCCACCACCCCCUCCAUUGGAAAGUCCCACUGACAGUACCGGUAGCAGUAAGGAGAAUGAGGAGAAGAGUCCAAAGCCUGCAAAGACAUCGACCAAUUAUGAUAUGUGUAACGAUUUGGAGAGCUAUAUAUCGAGUUUGACGAAGAAGCGAGCCAGCCACCUACAAAAAGAGCAACAAAAGGAGACAGCAGCAGCUCCAGAACUGAAAUCCCCUGAAAUCAAAAAGCUUGUGAUAGAAAAACCAGCGGUACCCAUGAAAACUGCUCAGAAAAUUGAGAAGCCUGUGGAAAAAGUUGUCUCAGGGACCCCAAAACUCCCCAAAUCCCUAAAAACACCGUCCUCCAUAAUCCGUCCUAAAAUCUCCACCCCCUCAUCCACCACACCUGAAAAAGUGGAAAAAGUGCGGAUAGUCAGUGUGACCACUUCCAACCCCUCCAGUCAAUCCAAACUCGCUGAGCUUCGAAAACCCGGAACACGGAGUCCACCGGGAGCACGGACGACACCGGUGGUUACAGUACCCAAGGUUACUGUAGGUACGGUGAGGGCGGCAAGUGGAAUACAGGCGCCGUUGAGUCGACGGAUGAGCGCACCUGUUGUAAGGAAGCCAAUGAUGACGGCGGAGAAAAAGCGGGAGAUCACAAUGAAGCCAUCAGUCUCCACAUCCGCGCGUCCCAGCCUCAUCAACACCAGCUCCCACCCGAUGGUCCGUUCCCCACUACCCAAAAUGAGUGUUCUGGAGAAACCGAAGCCCCUCCGGAUCACACGACCUACAGUAAUCCCCCAGCCACCUGCCACGUCGAGAGUCAGCGGGAUCCGCAAGCCGAGUGGCGAAGGACCAAAGCCUAAAUGGGUUUGA
Molecule: messenger RNA, 2589 nt
Organism: Caenorhabditis remanei
Lineage: Eukaryota; Metazoa; Nematoda; Chromadorea; Rhabditida; Rhabditidae
Exons: 11
Coding region: 1-2589 (862 amino acids)
Source: RefSeq, a predicted model, not a curated record